AUGAAUCCACCAGGAACAACUAUUGUGGAUAUGAUAACGGUACGUAUUUUCUCUCUCUCUCUGCUUACCUCCGACGACGUCGGUACCAUAAUUAGACGUGCAAUAGACGACGUCGGUACCAUAAUUAGACGUGCAAUAGGUUUUCUGGGAAGGUGUAUAGACGCUUACCUUGCUUUUCUGGUAUCUUGUAUAGAUGGAUUCCUUGGCUAUGUUAAUGUGACCAUCUCUUCGUAUCAGACAUUAGAAUCUGUCAUAGUUUUGCUCGCCGUGCUACACGCCAUUGCGAUAUAUCAUGUACUGUUAUUUUUAUGCGGGCUUCCAUGUUUUAUAAUCUUCCUGGUCUACAAAUGGCGAAGAAGACAUUUAUCCAUGUAUGACAACAUUGAAAAGUUUUUGCAAAGUCAUGAUAAUGAUCUCAUGCCAGUAAGGUAUUCUUACUCAGAUAUUAAAAAGAUAACCAACGAUUUUAAAAACAAGUUGGGUGAAGGAGGUUUUGGAUUAGUGUAUAAGGGAAAGCUUCGCAGUGGCAGUUUUGCAGCGGUAAAAAUUUUGAGCAAGUCAAAAGCCAAUGGACAAGAUUUUAUCAAUGAAGUUGCCACCAUUGGAAGAAUUUACCAUGUCAAUGUCGUGCGACUCAUAGGCUUCACUGUCGAGGGUUCAAAGCGUGCUCUUAUAUAUGAGUUCAUGCCUAAUGGGUCUCUUGAUAAGUACAUUGUUUCUCGACAAGGUAGCAUCUCACUGAGCAAUGAAAAAAUGUACGAGAUUUCUCUUGGAGUGGCUCGUGGAAUUGAAUAUCUACAUAAAGGUUGUGAUAUGCAAAUUUUGCAUUUUGAUAUCAAGCCUCACAAUAUUCUUCUUGAUGAAAAAUUUAUUCCAAAACUUUCAGAUUUUGGACUAGCAAAAUUAUACCCGACAAAUAAUAGUAUUGUGCCCCUUACUGCAGCUAGAGGAACAAUAGGAUAUAUGGCUCCUGAACUAUUUUACAAAAAUAUUGGAGGUGUCUCUCACAAAUCUGAUGUCUAUAGUUUUGGAAUGCUAUUAAUGGAAAUGAUUGGAAGAAGGAAGAACUUGAAUCCAUUGGCGGAUCAUUCAAGUCAGAUUUACUUCCCUUCCUGGAUUUAUGACCAAGUUAGUGAAGGAAAGGAUGUUGAACUAGGAGAUCAUGCCACGGAGGAAGGAAAAGAAACAACAAAGAAGAUGAUUAUAGUGGCAUUAUGGUGCAUACAAUUGAGGCCGAAUGAUCGUCCAUCGAUGCCUAAUGUUGUGAAGAUGCUUGAAUCAGAUGUUGAAUCCUUACAAAUGCCUCCUAAGCCUUUUUUAACUCCACAUCAUAUGCCAAAAGAUGAUGAUACGGCCAAUCCAAUAAAGUUAUUUGAUCCACCCAGUGAUUGUAUUGACUCUUCAUAUCAGUUUGGUCGUUAAUGAUGAAAAUAUAGUACUUAGUGUGUUUAUUAAUUUUGAUAAGGGAUUAACUAUGUGCACUAUGUAAGUGUUUAAACUUUAUUGAUCGUAUCGAUUAAUUAAAGGGUUUUUGAACAAUAUCUCUCAAUGUCUCAAGUGUUGAAUUCCA
Messenger RNA from Populus euphratica (Euphrates poplar), 1570 nucleotides. Its product is annotated as probable receptor-like protein kinase At5g39020. The coding region runs from base 1 to 1422 and encodes 473 amino acids. Lineage: Eukaryota; Viridiplantae; Streptophyta; Magnoliopsida; Malpighiales; Salicaceae. Gene Ontology annotation, biological process: protein phosphorylation. The record is from RefSeq and is a predicted model, not a curated record. The transcript has 7 exons. Gene Ontology annotation, molecular function: protein kinase activity; ATP binding.